GACCCUGCGAUAGAAGUGCUCUGCAGGUUGUCUGACUCCGCCUGCGGUGCGAGCUUUGUCGUCAUCGCAAGAGAAGCAGCGCCGCUCUCUGUUCGGCGUGCUGCCCGAACAAAAAUCGGCGUCAAUACACGCUCAACGGCUCAGCAGAGCGGAGACAGACAACCUUGGUUGAAGGACGGGGCAGCGAGUGAGAGACGUUGAGAGAGAGACACCCAGGGGCGGGAGCGGGGAUCGUGCUCAUGUGGAGGAAAUGGGGCGUCGUCCCCCUCAUCCUAGCUGCUGUUGUCGUGGCUGUACAAGGAGAUGAAGCAGUCAAACCCGACCCCGCAAGGGCAUACGCGCACUUCGUGCAAGCAAACACGUACUACACCGACCAGGAGCUUGAACGGGCGGUGGAAGAGUACAAGACGGCCCUCAAGUUCGACCCCUUACACGCGGACACCAUGUGCAACCUCGGCAGCGCUCUUCAGGACCUGGGUGACUAUCCGCUCUCAAGGCACUACUACUCCAAGGCCGUGCAGGCUAAUCCAUACCACGCCGUGGCGCACUUUAACCUGGGCCUGCUGCUGCACGACGAGGACAUUGACACGGCCAUCGAGCACUAUCAGAGUGCCGUUGAGAUGGACCCGGCUAUGGCGGACGCUUGGAGCAACCUCGGCAGCGCCUACCACCGCGAGGACGACCUGGAGGAUGCCUUGGGGUGCUACCAGGAGGCCAUCAGACUUUACGAGACGGAGGAGGCUUACCAGGGGCUGCCGUUCACCGACGAUGUCCUCGCUACGCUUAACUACCACGUCUCGAUAAUCCUGGGAAGACUACCCGACGGGCGCUGCCUGCAGGGGGGCUGCUUGUCGCAGAGGAUGGAGAUUCUCCGGAGAUGUCUCAGGCACGAUCCGGAGCACGCUCUGUGCAAGCACAACCUGGAGAGCGCCCUGGGGGACUCGAGCAUGACGAAGGCUUCUCCGGAGUAUGUGAAGGCUCUUUUCGACUACUACGCGGUUUCUUUCGACGAGAGCCUCAAGGGCCUAGACUACUCCUCCCCGGAGGCCCUGCGGGAGGUGCUGGGGGGCUUGAGGCCGCGCUACGGCGAGGUCUUCGACGCGGGGUGCGGCACGGGUCUUUUGGGACCUUUGUUCCGGGACAUCACAGAUACCCUCAUCGGGGUAGACUUGAGCGAGGGGAUGCUCGAAGCCGCGUUGGAUAGAGAUGUGUACGACGCGCUGGCUGUUGGGGAGAUAGGGGAGAUUCUGCGAAUGCGGGCUGGCGAGGGAGUACGGGGGGACCUUGUGGUGGCGGCGGAUGUACUAGUGUACAUCGGGGAGUUGGAAGACAUUUUUGUAUCGUCGCGGGAGUACCUCGGUGACGGAGGCGUUCUGGCGUUCACGUGCGAGCUCAUCGCUCCGCAAGACUGCGACGAGGCGAAGGGGUGCAAGGGGUGGCAGCUGCUGCCGUCGGGUAGGUUUGCCCACACCAAGGGCUACUUGCACCAGCUGGCGGAGAUGUGA
Ectocarpus siliculosus is the source of this 1505-nucleotide messenger RNA. NCBI's taxonomy places the organism in Eukaryota, Phaeophyceae, Ectocarpales, Ectocarpaceae. The record is from the annotation of a GenBank genome assembly.